Molecule: messenger RNA, 369 nt
Organism: Ricinus communis (castor bean)
Lineage: Eukaryota; Viridiplantae; Streptophyta; Magnoliopsida; Malpighiales; Euphorbiaceae
Product: auxin-induced protein 15A
Exons: 1
Coding region: 1-369 (122 amino acids)
Biological process (GO): response to auxin
Source: RefSeq, a predicted model, not a curated record
AUGAUCCGUUUAUCAAGAUACAUCUCCCGGAAACUCAAUUCAGUCUUUAAAAGAGAUUCUAAAACCUCAGACAACCAGCGUCUUAUACCAACCGAUGAUCAGAAUAUAAAAUCUAGGCCUCUUCUACCAGUAGAUGAUAAGAAUGCAAAACCUAAGCUAGCACGGAAAGGGCACGUAGCUAUGUACGUCGGCGAAGAGGCCAAGCGAUAUGAAGUUCCCGUCAAGUUUCUGUCAACAGAAUUAUUCGCAUCUCUUAUACGAUUGGACCAAGAGGAUCCUGACGGCAAGAUUGAAGGGCCAAUCAAGAUUUCAUGUUCGACUGUGAUUUUUGAGCGCCUGUUGAAGCUUGCCGAUAUGCAUAUUAAGUAG